AUGGCAAAGAAGAGGAAAGCUAGUGGACAGCCAUUCGGUCGCGAUGAGCCUCAAGAGUUUAAUGAUGCGGACAACAAGUUGAGGAUCAAUACGUACGAGGAUGUGGCGGAUUCAGAGGAUGAAUUCCAUAUCAACCGAGACAAGAUAUUGCUAGAGGAGGGUCCAGCGCAAAAGAGGCAGAGAAAGAUACAAGAAGAUGAGGCUUUUCUUGAACCAUCAGACGAAGAAGUCUUAGCAUCUAAUGAGAAUGUUUCUGACUAUGAAGACGAUUUCGACGAUGCACGUGAAUCUCCACAAGGCUCGACUGAGCAAAAGAAGCCUACUAGAAUCGCAAAAGGAGUCCAAGGCUCGGAGUCGGAAGUUUCAGCUGCGCCAGACGAGGACGAAGACACAGGCGGCUGGGGUGUUUCGAGAAAGGACUACUAUAAUGCAGAUACAAUUGAGACCGAAGCCGAUGCGCUAGAAGAGGAAGCUGAGGCUCGAAGGCUACAGCAGAAGCAUCUCCAAGGAAUGACUGAGGCUGACUUUGGCUUUGACGAGCUUGAAUGGCUGAAGGCAGGCAAGAACGGGGAAGACGAAGACGAGAAUGAUGGCGACGAUGUGGUUCGAGAAGUCUUGCCAAAGGUGCAGAUUACAGAUGCGAUGGGUCCUGAGGAACGUCUCAGGAUCUUAAGGACAAGAUAUCCGGAAUUUGAGCCUCUGGCUAAGGAAUUUUUAAAUUUACAAGCCGUCCAUGAAGAUUCAAAGUCAGCGGCUACUGCUGCAAUUGCAGUACAGCAGCACAUGAGCGCCAAAGAAGGUCAAGCUCUAGCAACCGAGAAUUUCACCACGCCAAUUGCUGCUGUGAAGCAUGGUGCAUUGAGCGCAUACCUAGCGGCACUUUCUAUGUACUUUGCGUUACUCACUUCGAGCCAAGCGGAUUCAGACGGUAAGCUCUUUGCCAUGCCAUCAGAAGAACUUCGAGACCAUAGCAUCAUGGAAACACUGGUACAAUGCCGAGACCUUUGGGGGAGACUCAAAAACGUUGCGGUGCCAGAACUUGAUGUCGACAAUAUUCCCGAUAUGGAAGAAUCGAAUGGUCACGCCAUGGAUACAAGUACCCAUGAAUCCCAAGCUCUCAAGGGCACGAAGGAUAUCAAGGAAGAGACGGAGGACCCGCCCAAGCGGAAAAAGAAGCACAAAUCCAAAGCACGCAAAGCAGCAGAAGCAGCCCAAGCAAAAGCAGACGCUCUACGUGCGGAACGCUUGCAGAAAACCGAAGAAGAGCUUGCUAGCCUAUCCGCUUUGACAGCUCCAUCUAGGCUGUCAUCCAAGGCACCUAAGCGUCCCGCGAAGACCACUGCAGGGAACAAGGACUCCGACUCUGACUUUGGCGAACAGACAGCUUUGACGCCACAUGAAGCGGCUGAGAAGGCGAAGCGGAAGAAGAGUCUCCGAUUCUACACGUCUCAAAUCACCCAGAAAGCGAAUAAACGCGGCGCCGCAGGUCGAGACGCUGGCGGUGACGCAGAUCUGCCAUACCGUGAGCGGCUGAAAGAUCGACAGGCAAGACUGAACGCCGAGACCGAGGCACGCGGGAAGAAGCCCAAGGAGAGUACCAAAGGUGAAGCUCUUGGCGGUCCAAGCGAUGAAGAGGAUCAUGCAGCAACGCAGGAGUUGCGAGACGGUAGUGGCUCCGAGGACUAUUAUGAUCUCGUCGCCUCCCGCUCUGCUGACAAGAAGGCCUCCAAAGCCACCCUCGCCGCAGCACACGCUCAGGCCGAGAAGCAGGGGGGUAUUGUGCGUGUAGUGGAAGAAGAGACUGCAGACGGCAAGAGAGCAAUCAGCUAUGCCAUCGAAAAGAACAAAGGCCUUGCUCCGAGGAGGAAGAAGGACGUCAGAAAUCCAAGAGUCAAGAAGAGGAAGAAGUUCGAAGAGAAAAAGAAGAAGUUGGGAUCGAUCAGGCAGAUUUACAAGGGUGGGGAAGGCAGAGGUGGGUAUGGAGGCGAGAAGACGGGUAUUUCGACGAGGCUUGUCAAGAGUGUCAAAUUGUAG
Letharia columbiana is the source of this 2034-nucleotide messenger RNA. RefSeq lists its product as uncharacterized. The record is from RefSeq and is a predicted model, not a curated record. The transcript has 2 exons. Gene Ontology annotation, biological process: maturation of SSU-rRNA from tricistronic rRNA transcript (SSU-rRNA, 5.8S rRNA, LSU-rRNA). The coding region runs from base 1 to 2034 and encodes 677 amino acids. Lineage: Eukaryota; Fungi; Ascomycota; Lecanoromycetes; Lecanorales; Parmeliaceae. Gene Ontology annotation, cellular component: nucleolus; small-subunit processome.